This is a messenger RNA of Archocentrus centrarchus (flier cichlid), 2593 nucleotides long. RefSeq names its product CCR4-NOT transcription complex, subunit 7 (gene cnot7). Gene Ontology annotation, molecular function: poly(A)-specific ribonuclease activity; nucleic acid binding. Gene Ontology annotation, cellular component: CCR4-NOT complex. The coding region runs from base 180 to 1040 and encodes 286 amino acids. NCBI's taxonomy places the organism in Eukaryota, Metazoa, Chordata, Actinopteri, Cichliformes, Cichlidae. The record is from RefSeq and is a predicted model, not a curated record. The transcript has 7 exons.
CGUCCAGUUGUAGGCUCAGCUAUGAUGGCAGCCGUAGGUUGACAUCAGUACCAUACUGAAUAUAAAGUAUUUAAAAGUUAGCGGAAACCCCCUUGACACAAUAACGUGGAACAAAUUAACAGUUUUCUGAUAGUACACGCUUAAAACACACACCUGCCCGGUUUGGGGAACGUGGCACUAUGCCCGCAGCUACUGUGGAUCACAGCCAAAGAAUAUGUGAGGUUUGGGCCAACAACCUGGAGGAGGAGCUCAAGAGGAUCCGACAUGUCAUUCGAAAGUACAACUACAUUGCCAUGGACACAGAGUUUCCAGGUGUUGUGGCCAGGCCGAUCGGAGAGUUCAGAAGCAACGCUGACUAUCAGUACCAAUUACUGCGCUGCAAUGUGGAUUUGCUCAAGAUAAUACAGCUGGGCCUCACAUUUAUGAACGAGCAGGGGGACUACCCACCCGGGACAUCAACGUGGCAGUUCAAUUUUAAGUUUAACCUCACAGAAGAUAUGUAUGCACAGGACUCCAUUGAGCUCCUGACCACUUCAGGGAUUCAGUUCAAGAAGCACGAGGACGAAGGCAUCGAGACACUUUACUUUGCAGAGCUGCUGAUGACAUCAGGUGUGGUGCUUUGCGAUGGAGUCAAGUGGCUGUCUUUUCACAGUGGCUAUGACUUCGGAUACCUGAUUAAGAUUCUGUCCAACGCUAACCUUCCUGAGGAGGAGGUGGACUUCUUUGAGAUUCUUCGCCUGUACUUCCCAGUCAUUUACGAUGUCAAGUACCUCAUGAAGAGCUGUAAAAAUCUGAAGGGUGGGCUUCAGGAAGUAGCUGAGCAACUGGAGCUGGAGAGGAUUGGACCACAACAUCAGGCCGGCUCUGAUUCUUUACUCACAGGCAUGGCUUUCUUCAAGAUGAGAGAGAUGUUCUUUGAGGAUCAUAUCGAUGACGCAAAGUACUGCGGUCACUUGUAUGGGCUCGGCUCGGGCUCCGCCUACGUCCAGAACGGAACUGGAAACGCUUAUGAAGAAGAAGCUAACAAGCAGCAGUCGUGACAUCACUCCGCAACUCUUCCCAUCAUGCACAUCACAUCCUCAGUCAGCACGGCACCGACGCCGAGCUCCGACACCUGAGUGACAAUAAUAACAGAAGACGAAAAUAACAUACACAUGCAUCGUUUAGCAAGCUGUUUUCUCAGUUUCUCAUAGGCUCUGCUCACCUUAGACCAAUGAAUAUGAUGGUCCAAAAGAAGAAAAAAAAAAUCACAGCUGUCCUCACACAUGCAGCAGCUGCAUGUGUUUGAGUUUAGUCUUUUAUUCCUAAGAGGCGGCGUAGAUAGUGUGGUCGAUUCAGUUAAAUUUAACAUGCUUGAUAAGAUGGGAUUUUAGUUUUCCUAAAGUGUUCUGUAGAAAUGUUUUGCACUUUAAAGCUCUAACCUGGUUUUAUAAGGAAAGCUGAAAAUGUUUCCUGUGUGUGUGUGUGUGUGUGUGUGUGUGUGUGUGUGUGUGUGUGUGUGUGUGUGUGUGUGUGUGUGUGUGUGUGUGUGUGUGUGUCUGUCUCUCUCUCUCUCUGGCCUCUUUGUUGCCUUUUCUAUGUUCCCAUUUUACAUUGUGAACAUGUAAAACUACUAUCACAACUCUCACCACGCUCAGCCUUAAAAAUACCUGCAUUCUUAUUGUUUAACUUUUUAAUUUAUUGGCAUUGACUAGUUGCUCCAUUCAACACUAAGACCACACACAUUGCCUCUCUAAUAGCUGAGUGUGUUGACGUGCACUCGAAUCUUGAGGACUUUUCUAAUUGGUCCCCAUAAAGAUUGAGUUUAUAACGACCUGAAUAAGAGCUAAUCCCACUGUGAUAAGCCUUUAACCACUGAACUGGUGCGGACGAUGAAGCAAGUGGAUGCAGUUUCUUUAUUUUUACAGUUAUGGGGAAUCUCAGCUUAGUGGCAUAGUAUGUACCCAGAUGCAUACAGAUGGUUUUCAUUGAUCAUGCAUGCAAACACCCUCAUUGGCAGUUACACAUAUGGACAGAGGUAUCACCUCUCCACAUGGUCAGCCACGCUAAAGUUACUGAAAAACGUUGAUAACAGGAAAAAUCCAGCUGUAGGACAAGCUGAGGUUACCAGGAACUACUCUGUUGAGAGUACAUUUUCAUUUUAAUUGAAGUUUCUCGAGUUUAGUGUUGUAAUAAAAGAAGCAGAAACCUUGAGUGAUGGUGCUUUUUAACAAGCAUCUUUGUUCCACAGGAGUUGGCUUCACUUGUAGUUCUGACCUUGGGAUUACACUUUUUUUGUGCUCUUCGUUUUCCUUCAUGUGUUACUUUCCAGUUCAUUCAUGCUGCGUGAAACAGCCGCGUGUACAAAACAACAAAAGAAUAAAUGCUGUGUUGUUGAAUAAUACCCUGAACUUGCAUAGGUGUGUGUUGAAGUGUAGGCUCACGGCUUAUUAACCUCCCUCGGCGGCAGAAACUUGACAGCUGAAGCACUUCUUUCUUUCUUUGUGCAGUACAUCUCUCUCAUACUGUAACAGAGUCGAAGAAGAAUAUGCAAUACUACAGAGGAAUGUUUUUAGAUUAUUUUGUAAAUAAAGGCUUGAAAUUUUUCUACCAU